UGUGCUGGAGUUCCCGGGCGGGGAAGCUUAUGGGCGCGAACCGCCAGGGUUUCAUGGCCCGAGUCUGUCGCGGCGUCCUGUUGCAGGCCUCGCAUAUGUGCCCCAAGGCCCCCAUAGCGCGGCGCUUGUGGAUGCAGCGGGGGGGCCUUGUAGAUAAGUAGGGGAGAGGCGGGGGCUUUCCGGGCCUUGCCUGCGUGAAGGGCUGCAGGUGUAGUUUUCCCAGGACGCCGUGUUGCUGUGCAUCUAGCCUCAGAAAUCAGGCCUUGGGGUUGGAUUGAGACCUACGUGAGCGCGAUUAUAGUGCCGGCGUAGUUCACCGAGUCAAAAUAUUGAUGUUACCUCGUCUAGGCAAAUCUUAGAGGGUGAAGUCACUAUUGUGUGAAUUAACCCUAGUGGACGCCAUUUUUCUUGCCUGAGGUUGGGUGCUUCCUGGAGCUUCUCAGCCAGCGCAAGGUACCAAGUACAAGUUAGUUUCGUUAUGUGUCUUAUUUGGCCACGUAGCCUCCAAAAAAUAAUCCCACAAUUGGAAGCGACAACUAAGUAGGGAUGCUCUCUACAUAGAUUUUUAAAAGUGAUUUUGGAGCUAGCUGUAUUUCAGUAAUAUUUACAAAAAAUUUGAGCUGGCGCAUUAAUGCUGUUAGAGAGCUGGGGCAUUCCAAGAACUGAGGCAGCCAGAAGACCUACACUUCAAACUCCGACUGUUGCGAUCAAGUCAAAGAUUUCAGACAUGUUUUCAGAAUAACAGGCAUCAGUUUAUUGAAGGGAUAGAUAAACGGACCCCCAGAGGAGAGAGUUCUCAAGAGAGGAAAGGAAGGGACAGUGUUCCCAAAGAAGUUGUCCUACCCAGGUCCACCUCUCCACUUUACAGCAAGAGAACAGUUUUAAGUCAAAACAGAAGUGAUGGAUAAAUCAGGAAUGGAUUCCCUUGACUAUCUGGUGUCUGAUACAGCUGUGGAAGUUGAAAACCAAAGUGACUCCUCAUCUGGUAGCAGCUUAUUUAAAACCCAGUGUGUUACUUCCCCACCUAAAAGAAGGCAAAGAAACCCCACUAGAAAAUUUGUUCAUUCACCUGAAAGUGUUACAGAUUCAUCAAGUGAUUCAUCUAUAGAACCAAAACCAUUGACUUUAAAAGCUAUUUUUGAAAGAUUUAAGAAAAAGAAACGAAGAAAGAGGAAGAGAAAGUACAAGCCAAAAUUAAGAACAAAGGAAAAGCCAGAAGGAAGAAGAAAAACCAAGAGGUCACAAAUAGAUAAGAAACAAAUUAAAAACAAAGGAUCUAGACUCCCAUUUUUACAAUCUGAGAAUGAAAGAAAACCAUUACCUUGGAGAAAAAUUUUAGCCUUUGAACAAGCUGUUGCAAGAGGAUUUUUUAACUACAUUGAAAAAUUGAAGUAUGAACACCACCUUAAGGAAUCCUUGAAGCAAAUGAAUGUUAGUGAAGAUUUGGAAAAAGAAGAUCUUGAUAGUCGUAGAUACAAAUAUUUGGAUGAUGAUGGAUCAAUUUCUCCUAUUGAAGACUCUGUAGCAGAUGAGGAGACAGCACAUCUUGAACAUGAAUGUGAUAUCAAGUUGGUAGAGGAUAGUUGUUUUAUAGUAAGUUCUGACUUCCCAAAGAAGACGAACAUAUAUCUAGAGCAUGAGAAUAAUAAUAAAGAAACUGCUUUUUCUAAAAAGCGAGCUUCUAAUGCCAAAAAUAUUGGACAGAAUACAGAGUGCCCUUAAAGGAGAUGAAGUCAAAGCAGGCUGUCUUCAGAAAAUGAUGCAUUGGUUUGAAGAUAUUUUAACUGGUAUAUUGGCAUAUUCCACAUUUGCAGUACUGAGUGUGAUAAUAGGAGUGAAUAUGAUUUGAACUUGGUGAUUUUUAUGUUAGAGAAGUAAGUGAAAUUUUUACUAAUUUAUUAAGGACUUGAAGAUUUAGGCAUUCUAACAUUACAUGAAGUAUUUCCUAACUUCCUCCUUUGUAUUAACUUCCUCCUUUGUAUUACAUGACAGCUCUACAUGAUUUAUUCUAACACCAUGUUUGCCUGGAUUUGUUGAUUCAAUAGGAAAUGAAAGGCAUUCUGACAAAGGCUUUGACAAUUUGAGCAAGUGACAUUGACAUUUCUAGUGUGGGAAUGGGACUCAUGGCCUUAUAUCCUACGCAGUAUUUAGAGAGGCUGGAUCAUUUUAAGAGUUUUUUUGUCUUCAUACAUACGUGUACUUUUUUUGCGUUACAAUUCUUAUUACACAUAUAUACCAGGUCAUUAGAGUUUUUAAAGGUAGUUUCCUCAUCACAUUUCUUGGCAGCAGCACGACAGACUUGGGAAUAGAGGGAACAGUUUAGUCUCCGCACUGCAUGGUAUCUGCACUCAGCAGUUUCUUCCUGCUGGCGUGUUCAAAGGACAGUGCAAUAGAAAUUCAGUAUCUGGCAUCGUUGGUUUUCUUGGCUUUGUGCAUGUUAAACCUGGUAUUUCUAUUGAUACAGCAUUUUUAUAGGUACUUGUUAGUUCAUUUUAAUAGUCUUAAAUGGUGAAUAAUGCUUUUCUUUUUGUAAGGUGUCAACACUUGAGAACCAAGCAGAUCCAUCUAUAUCACAAAGUAUAAGGCUUUGUUGAUCUUGCUUCCGGCUGUUUGUUUUCUCCUAUUUGGAUCCUAAAGUCAAAUUAGUUGAAGAAACUUAAGUCCUGAAUAACGUAGGUGGAGAAUUGUGAAAUCAUCUGGCAAGU
Molecule: messenger RNA, 2705 nt
Organism: Ictidomys tridecemlineatus (thirteen-lined ground squirrel)
Lineage: Eukaryota; Metazoa; Chordata; Mammalia; Rodentia; Sciuridae
Gene: Taf1d
Product: TATA-box binding protein associated factor, RNA polymerase I subunit D
Biological process (GO): regulation of DNA-templated transcription
Cellular component (GO): RNA polymerase transcription factor SL1 complex; nucleus; nucleoplasm
Source: RefSeq, a predicted model, not a curated record